GUAAGACCGCAGAGCUUCCAACGCUGGACUAACAGGCUCAUUCCCUCCGGCCAAGUUGGUUACGUUGUUCUCACAACUUCCGCUGGAAUUAUGGACCAGGAGGAAGCCAAGGAGAAGCGCGUUGGCGGCAAGGUCCUCGGAUUCUUUUACUAG
Molecule: messenger RNA, 153 nt
Organism: Aplosporella prunicola CBS 121167
Lineage: Eukaryota; Fungi; Ascomycota; Dothideomycetes; Botryosphaeriales; Aplosporellaceae
Exons: 1
Biological process (GO): translation
Cellular component (GO): cytosolic small ribosomal subunit; ribosome
Molecular function (GO): structural constituent of ribosome
Source: RefSeq, a predicted model, not a curated record